ACUAAACAUGCUGGACGAACGCGAGCUGGCCAUCAACCCCGUCGUGCAGGAGAGCAUGAUGCACAAUGCCAGAUCAGUCUCCAACAUCCGCUCCCUGACUGCCUCGCUCUUUGGUGUUGCUGCUGGCACUCUUGGUCUCGAAUCGUUCCCCGGCUUUCUUUUCUACGCUCUGGGCUCUCUCGUCGUCUCCCUGCUCAUCUUCUCCCUUCGCACCAACGUCCAGCCCAAAUCCUACUUCCACUCGCCCAUCGCCGACUUGUGGAUCGGCGAUCUUUUCGGAGGACUCAUGAGCUUUGUCCUUACCUGGACUCUCUUCUACGGCCUCGCACGUCUCGAACAGGCCAACCUUCUCAAGAAGGUCGUCGAAGCCAUCAAGGACCUUGUCCAGGACUGCAACUUCGAAUGCAACGACUCCGGUGUCGGCCUCCAGGCCAUGGACAACUCACACGUCGCCCUCGUCUCCAUGUUGCUCAAGGCCGACUCCUUCUCCCCCUUCAGAUGUGAUCGCAACAUCGCCCUCGGUAUCAACCUUGUUUCUCUGCANAAGGUCCUUCGCGCCGCCCAGGACAAGGACAUCNNCCUGACCCUCAAGGCCGAGGACUCGCCUGAUGUUGUCAACCUUGUCUUCGAGAGCUCCGAGAGCGACAGAAUCAGCGAGUACGACAUCAAGUUGAUGGACAUUGACCAGGAGCACCUUGGUAUUCCUGACACCGAUUACGCCGCUUCCAUCACUCUUCCCUCGGCCGAGCUCCAGCGCAUCUGCAGAGAUCUGUCUGCCCUCUCAGAGUCUGAAGGUGUCAAGUUUGGCUGCACCGGCGACAUUGGCUCUGGAUCCGUCACCCUCCGCCAGCACUCCAACGUCGAGAAGGAGGACCUGAACGUUGACAUUCAGCUGUCAGAGCCCGUCUCACUCACCUUCUCGCUCAAGUACCUGGUCAACUUCUGCAAGGCUAGCGGUCUUUCAAGCAGAGUCAAGUUGUGCCUCUCCACUGAUGUUCCGCUCAUGGUCGAGUACUCGCUUGCCAACAACAGCUACCUCAGAUUCUACCUCGCCCCCAAGAUUGGUGACGAGGAG
This is a messenger RNA of Aureobasidium musti, 1075 nucleotides long. Lineage: Eukaryota; Fungi; Ascomycota; Dothideomycetes; Dothideales; Saccotheciaceae. The record is from the annotation of a GenBank genome assembly.